AUGGAAGAGAAAAUUCCCAAUGGGAAGGCAGACAUCAGACUAACCCCAGCUUCGGUGCCGGAAAAUGCCUUUAUCGCAAGCCCGCCCCUGGCAGCUGAACAACAAAUGGAGCUGGUCUCUGAGGCAUUCAUGCCGCAGCCUCCUAUGGAUGCGAUGCACUCUGUGGCUCCUACAUCUCCGGUGGCUUCUAGCACUAGACAUGAAGCAGUAACAGAUACGGAUAAAACUCAGGCGACAUGUGAACAACCCAAUGAGAAUUAUACUGUGCCAGUGAGCAGUGAUGCUGCUGGAAAUGCCAGUGCACAACCUGCGGGUCAAACGCCAGCCUCGCCUAAGAAACCGUCGAAAAGGGAUGAAUACAAGAAGACAUUGUCAAACUUCACUCGAAUAUUUUCUUAUUCUUCAAGAGGCGAUUGCGUUAUUCUGAACGCGGCGGUCGUGGCGGCGAUUGGUGCGGGUCUCACAUUUCCUCUGUUGAUCAUCGUGUUUGAGACCAUCACUGGCAUUUUUAACCAGAGCGUGCUUUCCAUCGUCUAUCUAUUCAUAGGAAGAUUGGUCCUUGGAUACAUCGCAACUUUAGGCUUCCGCACAGCAAGCCUGCGCAUAUCAUCUGCAAUGCGACUAGAAUACCUCAAAGCCAUCUUGGGGCAGACAGUCUCAUUGCUAGACACCCAGCCCUCGGGCCAAAUCGCCUCCAUCGUCACAACAGUCACGCACACAUUGCAGACGGGCAUAGGCGAGAAGCUAUCCCUUCUAAUCCAAAGCAUCUCCCUAAUCGUCUCUGCGGUAAUCAUUUCAUUAAUUCGCAGCUGGAAGUUGACCCUUGUGACAAGCUGUGGCUUAUUUGUGAUUACGAUCUGCUAUUGUGUUACGAUUCCGUUCGUAUUGAGCAACAUGAAGGAAAUCGAAGAGUCAAACGUCAAGGCUUCGGCUGUGGUGAGUGAGAGUCUAGGCGCGAUACGUAUGGUUGCGGCUUGUGGGGCCGAAGAGAAGAUGGGGAUGAGGUAUCAGCACUGGGUUGAUGAGUCAAGGGAGAAGGGGAUGUGGUUGUCGAAAAUUAUGGCGGUUCAGCAGGGGACUAUCUUCUUCAGUGUCUACGCAACAUUUGCUCUAUCAUUUUGGUACGCGACACGAAUGUUGCUGAAAUCGGAAAUCACGAAUGUAUCCACACUUAUCAUCGUGUUGAUGUGUGUCAUGAUGAUUGUGACAGCUGUCGGAGGUAUCGCUGCACCAUUUUCCGCUGUUGCUAGAUCUGCCGGCGCCGCAGGAAUUCUCUUCAUCGGCAUAGAUGCACCCCGGCCCAUAACGACGGGCCUCAAAGACCCAGAUGUCUCGGCAACCGGCGACAUUAUGCUAUGCAACGUCAAUUUUACCUAUCCUAGUCGACCGACGGCAAAGAUUCUAGAUAAUGUCAGCUUCGUGAUACCUGCUGGCAAAGUCACUGCUAUCGUUGGACCUUCUGGCUCGGGCAAGAGCACUAUCGUGGGGCUGAUUGAACGUUGGUAUGAUCUGGAUGGAGACAUGGAUAAAAAGAUGCUCAUCCUGUACUUUCGAAACGGCUUCAUCCAGACCGGUGGCAAGAAUCUGCACGAACUCGACCUCAAGUGGUGGAGAUCCCAGAUUGGACUCGUGCAGCAAGAACCAUUUCUCUUCAAUGACACGAUAUUGAAUAAUGUUGCAUUUGGUCUUGUGGGGACCGACUGGGAACGUGCUCCUCAUGACAAGAAAAGAGAGCUCGUUGAACAGGCUUGCAAGGAAGCAUUCGCAGAUGAGUUCAUCUCCCGUCUGCCAGAAGGGUACGACACUUCAGUUGGCAACUCAGGAAUCAAGCUCAGUGGCGGCCAACGGCAAAGACUCGCUAUAGCUCGCAGUAUUGUCAAACAGCCCAAAAUUCUCAUUUUAGAUGAGGCGACAAGUUCGAUUGACGUGAGGGGUGAGAAAAUGGUGCAAGCUGCCCUGGACAAAGUUGCUAAGAAUCGCACGACUAUCAUGAUCGCCCACCGGCUGUCGACGGUGAAGAGAGCUGAUAAUAUCGUCGUGUUACAAAAGGGGAAGGUUGUGCAGCAGGGAACGCAUGAUAGUUUGAUGGCGCAGGAGGGCGGGGCGUAUUGGCUCUUGUCUAACUCACAGAGACUAUUGAUGAGCGAAGAAGCGGAUGAGUCCUCAGAUCUCCCUGAUGCUGAUGUUAGAGGCAAGGACAUCUUGGUGACUCACACAGAAGCCAAGACAGAGCCUAGUGACAGUGCGAGUGCGGGUUCACACGAAACAGCAUACAAGCCAAAGGGGACGUUCAGGAGCUUCGGGGCAAUGCUCGUGGAGCAGAAGCCGUUUUGGCCGUGGUACACCAUCAUGCUAGUUGGCGCACUGAUUGCCGGAGCAAGCGCCCCGUUGCAGGCAUUGAUGUUUGCCGCUCUAAUAUCCUCGUAUUCUUACUGGGGUGACUACCUGGUGGCACUCACUAAUUUCUGGUGCCUCAUGUUUCUGAUUCUUGCCAUUGCUGUCGGCAUCGGAUAUUUCGCUCUGGGCUUUGCUUCGACACGAGUCGCUUUCCUAAUAACCACGGUCUAUUGCGCCGAGUACUUCCAAAACAUCCUCUCAAAACCCAUCCCCUUCUUUGACACCGAGAACCACUCCACCGGCACUCUAACCGCCCUCAUUUCCACCGAUCCGGCCCAACUACAGCAGCUCCUCGGUAUUAAUAUGGCUUUCGUCACCAUAUCUGUUCUUAACGUCAUCGGCUGUCUAACGAUAUCCUUCUACUUCGGCUGGAAGCUGACACUCGUCGCUAUAUCAUCCGCUAUGCCGCUCGCGCUUGCGGCGGGCUUCUUCCGUAUCCGUUGUGAGAAAGGCUUCGAGAAGCUGACGCUCGAGGUCUUUUCUGAGAGUGCAAAGUUUGCCACCGAGGCGGUGGAUGCAAUUCGGACCGUUACUGCGCUGACUCUUGAGGAUAGUAUCUGUGCUAGGUACGAGAAGUUGCUUCGGGAUCAUGUUUCGAAGGCGCUAAGAAGAGAUCGUUAUACAACGUUGGUGUUUGCGGCUAGUGAUAGUCUGCCGUUGCUAUGCAUGGCUUUUGUGCUUUGGUAUGGAAGCCGGCUACUUGUCAGUGGCGAGUAUGGGACGUUCAACUACCUGAUUGUAUACAUCGCAGUUAUACAAGGUGCAAUCGGUGCAGGUCAAUGGUUGAGUUUCGGGCCAAAUAUUUCACAAGCCACCGUUGCUGCCAAUCGUAUCCAGGAGACCAGAGUGAGAGACAAGGAUGAAACCUCUCAGACUACGUUGAAUGAUAAUGUUGUUCAUAUGGAAGAAAAAGGGGUCAAGAUCGAGCUGCACAAUGUUUGGUUCAAGUAUCCAACCAGAGAUGUGCCUGUCUUGUCUGACUUGAACAUGACGAUUGAGAAAGGGCAGUUUGCAGCAAUCGUCGGACCGUCAGGAUGUGGGAAAACUAGUAUUAUAUCCCUCCUAGAAAGAUUCUACAAACUCAACUCCGGCCAAAUUCUAUUCAACGGCACCGACAUCUCCACCAUCCCACUCCAAGCCCAUCGCAAACUCAUUUCGCUCGUCGCCCAAGAACCAUCCCUCUUUGAAGGCUCCAUACGAGAGAAUAUCCUGCUGGGUGUGGAUGAAACCACCACUCUGGACUCCGUCCUGUAUCAAUCCUGCCGCGAAGCUGAAAUUCACGAUUUCAUCGUGUCCCUUCCCGAAGGGUAUGACACCAAAGUCGGCACGAAAGGCGUUCUACUCUCGGGCGGACAGAGACAGCGCAUCUCAAUCGCCAGAGCGCUGAUCAGAAAUCCGAAAGUUUUACUGCUGGACGAGCCGACCUCAAAUCUGGACUCAGAGACGGAGAGGUUGGUGCAGGAGGUUUUGCUGAGGAAUAGAGAGGACAGGACGGUGGUUAUGGUUGCGCAUCGAUUAGCGACUGUGCAAAAUGCAGAUGUGAUUUUUGUGCUGGGCGAUGAGGGAGUGUUGGAGAGAGGGACGCAUGGGGAGUUGCUGCAGAGGAGCGGGCUUUAUUACAGCAUGUGCCAAUCUCAGGCUCUAGAUCGGCAAUGCCCAGAUUUGUUUGAAAAAGGUUUUGGAGGAGAGGUUUGA
Molecule: messenger RNA, 4092 nt
Organism: Pseudomassariella vexata
Lineage: Eukaryota; Fungi; Ascomycota; Sordariomycetes; Amphisphaeriales; Pseudomassariaceae
Product: ABC transporter-like protein
Exons: 20
Coding region: 1-4092 (1363 amino acids)
Biological process (GO): transmembrane transport
Cellular component (GO): membrane
Molecular function (GO): ATP binding; ATP hydrolysis activity; ABC-type transporter activity
Source: RefSeq, a predicted model, not a curated record